AAAUUAUUUACUAUAGACUUUGAGAAUGUGUUUAUAAGACAUAGUUCAAUUUAAAACGUUUAAAGACCGUUAAAUUGUGCACGGGAAAAUGGAAUUUUGGUGCUUAACUUUACGUUUAAUUGUUUUUUGUAGUGUAGUUACUUAUUCAUUACAGGUACCUUACGAUGAUGGAAAACAGUCAAUUCAAACAGCCAAACUGUUUGAAAUACUUAUGCACUCUAAUUAUAGUCGAAUAAAUCAUCAAAGAAGUCAACCAAACCUUGGUCAAACUGAUGCAUUAAUCAUUCCAAAUCCAAAUCCAGAUAAAACUCAUAUUCAAAAGAUACCCCGAAAAAAUUCAAAAUCCUUUAAAGACGAUCAAAAUGAGCAGUCUGAAGAGACCGAGGCAAGAAUUGAUUCAACUAAUCGACCAGUUCGAGGACACUUUAUAACAUAUAUACCUAAAGUAACUUCGCCUAUUCCACCGUUUCAGAAACCAAAACAGUUUGAUUCUGAUGAGCAAGUAAUAGAAGAUAUUCCAGAUCAAUUUUCUCAAGAUACUGAAGAUCAACCUUAUCAGUUAAGUAUACCUGAUCAAGAAACUCAACAAAUUGAUUCGUAUCAACAAAGUAUACCUGAUCAAGAAACACAACAAGUUGAUUCAUAUCAACAAAGUAUACCUGAUCAAGAGCCUCAACAAGUUGAUUCAUAUCAACAAAGUAUACCUGAUCAAGAGACUCAACAAGUUGAUUCAUAUCAACAAAGUAUACCUGAUCAAGAGACUCAACAAGUUGAUUCAUAUCAACAAAGUAUACCUGAUCAAGAAACUCAGCAAGUUGAUGAGUACCAGCAAACCAUUCCUGAUCAAGAAACACAACAAAGUAAUUUCUAUCAACAAAAUAGGCCAGAUCAAGAUGUAGAACAAAUUGAAGAUUUACUUAGUCAACGAAAUGUACCAGAUCAAGAUACACAACAAUUUGAUGAUAGUCCAUAUCAACAAAAUAUUCCAGAUCAAAAUGUUGAAGAACUUGAAUAUCAACAGAGUUUGUUAGGACAGGAUCUUUAUCAAAAGCAUGUACCGAAACAAAAUCACUAUCAAGAAAGUAUACCAGAUCAAACUAUACAAGAUCAUAAUUAUAACCAACAAAGUUUUCAAGAUCAAUGGAUACACAAUACACAUCCUCGGCAGCCUGAAAAAGUUUUACGACCACCCAAAAUACCGUCUUUGAAUAAUCAACACCAAAAUCCUAUUCAAUCUAGACCAAUUAAUGUACAAUCAGAAAGUACAAACGACAAUGUGAGAUAUUUUGGGCAAUCAUUUUCCGAUCAAAACUUGCAUCCAGCUUCCGAUAGAAAUGUACAAUAUUUUGGAAUACCUACAUCAAGCCAUCCAAUCAAUUCACAAAAUAGUUAUGGAUUUCAGCAAUCCCAAAAUAAUCAACAAAUUUCGGGAACUACAAAUAAUCAACACUAUGGCUAUUUGGAAUGUCCAAGUGGAGCUACUGGAAUGUUUCCUUAUGCGCUAGAUUGUAAACAAUUUUUAAAUUGCUGGAAUGGUCGUGGCUCAAUACAAAAUUGCGCUCCUGGUACAGUUUUUAAUCCACAAACUGUUGGUUGUGAUUUCCCAGAAAAAGUAAAUUGUUCCGCAUAUAAAUCUCAAGCAAAUUUCUUUGAUACAGAAAAGUAUCCUAAUAGUUAUUUGGGUAAAAAUAGGAAUACUAAAUCAGUGAAUGAUAACAUUGCAGAUGGAUCAAAUAAAUAUCAAACACGUUCGCAAUUUGUAACGAAUCGUAUUCAACAAGAUGUAGUGGUAUUUUGCCCAGAAAAUUUUGUUGGAAUUAAAGCACAUCCGACUGAUUGUUCAAAAUACAUAAAUUGCGAUAAAGGUGGUUCUACGAUUGAAGAAUGCAUUUUGGGAAUGAAAUUUAAUUCUAAAACAGGGCAAUGUGAUUUUCCCAAAUUUGUCGAUUGUAAUAGCAGAAAAAGCCAGCAAUUAAUCAAUGUUAAUCCUUCAACACCCGUCGAUUUGUCAAGCAGAUUAUCAAAUAGAGACCCCGAAUGUCCACCAGGAUUAUCAGGUUUGAUUGCCCAUCCUUAUAAUUGUGAAUUAUUUUUAAAUUGUGGAAGCGGACGUACAUUUAUUCAGAAAUGUGGACCAGGUACUGUUUUUAAUCCAAAUAUUUUGGCAUGUGAUUAUCCUCAAAAUGUUGAUUGCAAACAUACGUCAGAUUUAAUUGUAAAUCCGAGCACUACAUCAAAGCCGUAUCCGAUACCAACUGUUAAACCAAAACCAUAUCCUAAACCAAAUCCUAAUCCAACUCAAAAGCCAUUCCCGGAUCCUCAAAUUGAUAUACGCAUGCAACCGCAUAAUUAUUAUACUACGAACACUCGUUCUGGAAAAUAUGUUCAAAACCAGCAAAACACUCAAUUAAAUCAGUAUAAUCAAAAUGGUUGGCAUGAUAAAACACAAGAACUUUCAAGCGCAACCUCAUAUACCGAUACAAGACCGCAAUGCCCUACAGGUUUCUCAGGUUUAAUUCCACAUCCCACUAAAUGUGACUCAUUUUUAAAUUGUGCUAAUGGGCGAACAGUGGUUCAAAAAUGUGGACCAGGCACAGUAUAUAAUGCAAAAAUUCUUGGUUGUGAUUUUCCACAAAACGUUAAUUGUCAACAAAGCGCAACAAUUAUUCAACCAAAUGUAGAUCCAAGUAUAGAUAUAAGAACAGCUCCAAAAACUCAAAAGCACUAUGAUGGUUUCCAAUCGGGAAAAUAUGAAGAAAAUAGAUGGGUUGGCUUAAAUACAAAUCAACAACAUGAAAAUGUCCAAAGUAAUUGGAAAUCUCAAGAAAAUUCUAGAACUCGUAGUACUUUUACAACUUAUCAGGCUCCCCUUGGAGGAGUUUCUCAGUCGCAGAACAAUGUUCAAUGCCCAAAUGACUUCUCAGGUUUGAUUUCACAUCCAACCGAAUGUGCUUCAUAUUUGAACUGUAAUAAUGGAGAUACGGUGGUUCAAAAAUGUGGACCAGGUACUGUUUUUAAUCCAAGUAUUAAAGCAUGUGAUUUUCCACAUAAUGUAAAUUGUCAACAAAUCAGAACGCUUACUCAAUCAAGUGGGGACCGAAAUUUAGAUUUUCAAACAGUCUCACAAACCAAUCAAAAUGAAUAUAGUAAUUCUAACCAAUUUCAUGGACAUGAUCAACAUCACAAGCAUGGCUCUUGGAAUCAAAAUGGAUUUCAACAUAGUGAACAAUUUCAUCGUGACCAUCCACAAGGUACAGCAUGGAGACGUGUAGGUCAUGCACAUGGGCAUCAUCAUCACCAUAAUGGAUCUUCUGGGCCAUGGAUAGGAUAUCAUAAUUUACGCAACCAUCCUACGCCAACUCCAGCUGCCACUUAUGAAAGUACACCGACGCUAGAUACAGCAACUUUAGGUAGCGAUUCUAGGCAAGCAAAAGAAAGAGAAGAGCUAGAUUUAUGGUAUAAAUUUGUCAAUAAGCCAAACAGUAAAGAUUUAGAUGGUGCGCCUACUAACUCACAUGGCUAUUCAACAGUAAGCACUCAAGGAGCAGUAAAAGGUGGUGAAAAACGAACAGUUUCAACCACAGAUUCAUAUGUAACAUCAUACGUCCAACACAAUACUCCUUUACAAACAUUUAGUCAAGUCAAGCCAACACCAGAGCCACCGAAAAAGAAUAGCUGUUUUCCACAUAAAUUUGAAUGCUCACCUGACAUGUGUUUGAAUUUGGCUUUCGUAUGCGAUGGCAUUAAGCAUUGUCCAAAUGGGGCUGAUGAGGAAAAUUGUAAAAAUACAAUGGAAAAAGUAGUGUCACAUAAAGGAAAACGUCUUAUGCGACAUGAUGUACAAAGAUGGUUUUCUGUUACACUUAAUAAAUGCGCUCAGUAUUGUGAAAGUUCAAAAACUUUUGAAUGUAAAUCUUUUAAUUACCGCGCAUCCGAUGGUGAAUGCAUUUUAAGCGAUGAAGUUGUGGGACAAACAGGUGAUAUGCAGGAUUCAUAUCAAUAUGACUUUUACGAAAUGAAAAAAUUUUCCGUAAAUUGCGAUAUGAAGUACACUUGUGAUAAUUUUAAGUGUAUUGAAUUACAUGAGGCAUGUAAUGGCGUUGAUAAUUGUGGAGAUAAUUCUGAUGAAAAAUAUUGUGACAAGCAUGCUAGCGAAUUUGGUGUCCGAUUAGUUGGAUCGAAAAACAUGAAUGAGGGUCGUUUGGAAGUGAAAGCGUUUGGUCGUUGGGGAACUGUUUGUGAUGAUAAAUUUUCUUUGAAGAAUGCUGAGGUGGCGUGUAGAGAAUUAGGCUACCCCUUAGGUGCAGUACAAGUUCUACACAAUCCUUUGUAUUUCGCUGAAACAAAUAAUGUUCAAAACCCUAAUAAUACGUUGAUUUUGAUGGAUGAUGUUGAUUGUUUGGGUAAUGAAACAUCCUUAAAAGAUUGCGAGUUUAAUGGUUGGGGUGUCCACAAUUGUAAAGCUGAUGAGGUUGUAGGAAUUGUUUGCAAAACUUCAACGGUUACAUGUCCAAAGGAUUAUUGGCUAUGUGCGGGUAGUAUGGAAUGUAUUCCAUUAGCAUUCCUUUGCGAUCACGUUGAUGAUUGCAUUGAUAAAUCUGAUGAAUCGCCAUCGUAUUGUGAAGCAGAAACAGAAUUACGAUUGGCAAAUGGGUCAACUCCACUAGAAGGUCGAGUAGAAAUUCGAUUUUAUGGUGUAUGGGGUACAAUUUGUGAUGACGAUUUUACGGAUGAAGCUGCAACCGUUAUUUGUAAUCAAAUGGGUUAUUUUGGACCAGCACGGGUUAAAAAAGGAGGAAUGUAUGGACCAGGUUCGGGACCAAUUUGGCUAGAUCAAGUAAGUUGUUUUGGAAAUGAAACUAGCGUAGAAAAAUGCUUGCAUAAUGAGCGUGGCCAACAUAAUUGCGAGCAUAGUGAAGAUGUUGGUGUCGUUUGUAGUCGAGGUUAUGAAAGUGGUAUAAAAAAUGGUUACAGAGGUAUUAAUAAACCAACAAUUCCAAGAUCAGUAGUCCACACAAAUAGUAUUGACUUGGAUGAUGUGUUACCCACCACUUGUGGAGUACGUGAUGAAGAAACCUUUUUACCCGAUAGUGUUUUAAGUUUUCGUGUUGUUGCUGGGUCAGUUGCCAAGAAAGGUCAUUAUCCAUGGCAAGCCAGUUUACGAGUUAAAGGUCAAAGUAAAACUUCACACUGGUGUGGUGGAGUAAUAAUAACCCGUCUUCAUGUUUUAACUGCUGCACAUUGUUUAGUUGGAUUUUCAAAAGGUAUCUAUGUAAUAAGGGCUGGUGAUUAUGAAAGUGAAGUUGACGAAGGAACCGAGCAAGAAGCUUACAUUGAAGAGUUUUAUUUACAUGAAUCAUUCCGUAAGGAACAUCAUAUGAAUAACGACAUUGCCAUAAUCAAAUUGAAAGGAGAAGGUUUUCAUUUGGAGAAACAUGUGCAAGCCAUUUGUUUACCAAAUGAAGAUACAGACUAUGUUCCUGGUAAAAACUGUACAAUAUCUGGUUGGGGAUCUACACAAAGUGGGAAACUAUCUGCUGCCUUACAAUUGAGGGCUGGUUGGAUUCCAAUUCAAUCUAGAGAAGUAUGCAGUCAGCCAGAGGUUUACGGUGAAAAUAUUAAGGAAGGAAUGUUUUGUGCUGGUAGUUUGGAUCAAGGUGUAGAUUCAUGUGACGGCGACUCUGGUGGACCAUUGGCUUGUUUAGAUAAUGGAUAUUUCACAUUAUUUGGAAUAACUUCAUGGGGUCAACAUUGUGGAUACGCUAAUAAGCCGGGUGUCUACGUAAAAAUAGGACAUUAUAGGAAAUGGAUUGAUGAGACAAUUUUAAAAUCUUUAAAAUAGUUUUUAUUUUGCAUUUUAUACUUAUUAGUUAUAUUCUAUGUACAAAGGAUUAAUUUAAUAUAUACUUAGUAAACAAAA
This is a messenger RNA of Chrysoperla carnea, 5920 nucleotides long. RefSeq lists its product as uncharacterized. The transcript has 11 exons. Gene Ontology annotation, biological process: proteolysis. Gene Ontology annotation, cellular component: membrane; extracellular region. Gene Ontology annotation, molecular function: chitin binding; protein binding; serine-type endopeptidase activity. Bases 89 to 5842 code for a protein of 1917 amino acids. The record is from RefSeq and is a predicted model, not a curated record. Lineage: Eukaryota; Metazoa; Arthropoda; Insecta; Neuroptera; Chrysopidae.